CUUGUUUAUGGUUUGGUAAGUUAUCCGGAGGGGCGGUGAUACAUUAUAAAAUAUGGUAAAUUUCAAUCUUAAUGAAAGUGAUGAAAUAAAUCUUGUUCUUGUACUUGGCGACUUACACAUUCCUCACAGAUGUCACAGUUUACCUCUAAAGUUCAAGAAACUUCUCGUUCCUGGCAGAAUACAGCAUAUAUUAUGCACCGGUAAUUUGUGUACGAAAGAAUCAUAUGAUUAUUUGAAGACUUUAGCAAGUGAUGUGCAUGUUGUUAGAGGAGACUUUGAUGAGAAUCUCAAUUAUCCUGAACAAAAGGUGGUCACUGUCGGUCAGUUUCGAAUUGGACUCUGCCAUGGUCAUCAGGUUGUGCCGUGGGGUGAUCCAGACAGUUUGGCACUAGUACAGCGGCAGUUGGAUGUGGAUAUUCUAAUAUCUGGUCAUACACACAAAUUUGAAGCCUAUGAACAUGAAAACAAAUUCUUUAUAAAUCCGGGUUCUGCCACUGGUGCCUAUAAUCCUCUGGAUAGUGCUGUCAUUCCAUCCUUUGUCUUAAUGGACAUCCAGUCAGCUACAGUGGUGACAUAUGUGUAUCAGCUUGUUGGCGACGAUGUGAAGGUGGAGAGAAUUGAAUACAAGAAAGCAUGAUUAAAACUUUGAUGUGUAACUUUGGAACUGCAUUGCCAUUCAACCACACUAUUUGUGGUGUUUGUAUAUAAUACAUUAUUAAUUGUUGUAAUGAUUUCUUUUGUAAACUUAGAAGUAUAUAUUCAUCAAUAUUAAAUUUGUUUAAAUUGACUGUUAUAUGAAAUAUAUUACCAGUAUUUACA
Messenger RNA from Stegodyphus dumicola, 819 nucleotides. RefSeq names its product vacuolar protein sorting 29 (gene Vps29). Gene Ontology annotation, biological process: retrograde transport, endosome to Golgi. Gene Ontology annotation, cellular component: retromer complex. NCBI's taxonomy places the organism in Eukaryota, Metazoa, Arthropoda, Arachnida, Araneae, Eresidae. The record is from RefSeq and is a predicted model, not a curated record.